Messenger RNA from Huiozyma naganishii CBS 8797, 1668 nucleotides. It is a transcript of the gene SHE10, whose product is annotated as She10p. The transcript has a single exon. The coding region runs from base 1 to 1668 and encodes 555 amino acids. The record is from RefSeq and is a predicted model, not a curated record. Lineage: Eukaryota; Fungi; Ascomycota; Saccharomycetes; Saccharomycetales; Saccharomycetaceae.
AUGAGGGCGUGUCUACGAGUGCUACUGGUGUCUACUUUGGCGGUGUUUGCGCUGCAGCGGUGGUGCGGUGACCGGGCCGGUUUAGGUGGCCCAGGUGGCCCAGGUGGUGGUGCCCCCUGUGAGAGCGUUUGCGAUUACGUGCGGUUGGCUACGUGGGACGAGAGACUGCAGCAGUGGUCUCCGGAGGUUUACGGCGGGAGGGUCGCCCCUGCGGUUGCGGAGUGGUACCGUGGGUGGUACGUCCCCCGUAGGGGCAAGUACGUGGAGCCCGUGUGCAGCUACGUGCACGAGCAAUGGGAGCGGAGUGGUGUCGCUGCGCGGUACGAGGCCCUGAAAGAGAAAGUUCAGUUCUACUACGGGGCUGUUGUGCGUCCCCGGGUCGCCGCGUUCUGUCGCGAUUACGAGCUGGACCAGGCCUGGGAGGAACAGUCCACGGCGAUGGUGAUUUGGUUCAACGAGAUUCGUACGAAAUUGCACCGUGCUCCCAAGCUAGAGAAACUAACAACGAGCACUGUAUUUGAGAGCAGCAGCAGCAGCAGCGGGACCAGUGGUAGCGGCAGUGAUGUCUCGUUAGAUGCAGGGACUGAGACUCACACCAUACACAAAAAGGUUACUGUCCACGAAACUGCCACUGCGACUUCUCAAUCCUCCCUGCCUGACGAAUUGCAGAAGAGGGAGGCCUCCAGCCACCACGGCCAAGAGGACAUGAACGAUGAAGUUGUCCUGGACGAAAGGGAGCAACUGCAAGAGGAAAUCAACAGCUGGUCGCAGUCCAUUGCGAGCAAGAUCGACUCGAUCCAAAGAAUGUUUGGCAGAGAGGUUGCUCGGUUCUUGAAGAAGACCACACAGGACCGCGAGUUGCGCGUCAAGCCGGCGCUGCAGGACUACUCCCAGUCGAUGCAGCUGGCGUUCGCAGAGAUCAACAAGGCGAUCCAGGACAUCGAAUGCAAAGUCGAGGUCGACUCGCGGUCCAACGAGAAGAUUUAUUUCGACAAGACGGGGACCAGGCAACUGAACAAGUUUAUCUCCCGGGAGUCCGUGCGCGAGAUGUUCGACGAGGUGAAGGCCCUAGAUGCGAAUAUCACCUCGUUUGUCGAGUCGGAACUGAACGCCACCAUGCACGACGUCAACAAGACAGUGGAAAACAUGCGCGAGGACUAUAGCUACAUCUUCGAGGAGUGGUCCAACGUCAUGGUCAACGAGUGGACCAGAAGACUCGUGUACGCGGACAUUGUCGGUGUGUCCCUUGAGGACACAGACGCGGAGACGGACCCAGAAUUACUGGACGUAGAAACGCAGACGGAGAAGAACUGGAAGGGAUUCCUCGGGGUCAAACGGAGCGUAGUCGAAAAGCGCGACGAGCUGGUUAACCAUGCAGUGGAGAUGAAACCCGUACAGAGUUUUAUCAAAAAGGUGGAAAACACUUUGCAGUUGCUUCUAAGAGAGAACGGUGAGUACGCCUACAUCCUGAGAGCAAAGGCGAACUUGGCUUUCCAAGAACGUGAGAAGCAGGAAAGACUCGCUAAGGAGAAGGAACAGCAGGAGCAAGAACGGAAGCUCGAAGCGGAACGCGAACUGGAGAGGACGAGUGCCGAGACUGAAGUGGAGCCCGAGGCUGAGACCGAGGUACAACAGAACACGGCCCACGGUUCUACAACCGCCAAUUGA